CGAAACUCAAACCUUCGAUCAAAGAAAGUGCUGAACCAAUCACAGGUGAGAGGAUCCCACAUUAACAGCGGGAGAGCAGAGGAACAGACAGAUGAGCUCCUGACACGCAACAGCACAUUUCACAGAGAAAAACUCAACAUGAGAGCAAUUCCAGAGAGCGUGAAGAUCUUGUACUAUGCCAACACGUCAGAUGAGCCGUAUGUAGAGAUUGUGACAGUCACACACCAGAAGAGUCGUCAGAGGAGUGUCUGCAGCCUUCUGGACUCUCUGGACUCUCAAGACCUGCUGCCGGUUUUAUUAGACCUCAGUCACGUGUUGAAAGAACAUCACCUGGACAAACUGUUCGCUCACAUGCCAGUGCGGACUCAAGAAUAUCACUGGAAACUGAUGUACAGCACGGCCGAGCACGGGACCAGCUUGAAAACACUCUACAGAAACAUGACGGACGUGGACAGACCUGUUCUCCUGGUCGUCAAAGACAUGGACAACCAGGUGUUUGGAGCGUUUUCAUCCGAUCCGUUUAAAGUGAGCACCUGCUGUUACGGGACGGGCGAGACGUUUCUCUACAGCUUCAGUCCUGACUUUCAGGUCUUCCGCUGGAGUGGGAAAAACUCUUACUUCAUCCGAGGAUUCUUCGACUCCCUUCAGAUGGGAGCUGGCGGAGGACACUUUGGUUUGUGGCUGGAUGCUGACCUUCAUCGCGGUUCCAGUUAUUCCUGCAACACUUUCUGCAAUCGACCUCUUUCUAUCCAUCAGGAUUUCAUCAUCCAGGAUGUGGAGGUGUGGACCUUCGUAUGAAGAGAGAUCAGAUUCACCGCUGUGGAGUGAUGAAACGCUCGGCUCUCAAACCCGUGUAACUCGUCUCUUAACGCUCCAUUUGAAACAUGAGUACAGGUUGAGACAAGAUUACAGUUUAGAGUUUCAAUUUUCAGUAAAGAGGAUUGACAAAAACUGAAAAAACUGAAAGCUACACAGCAAGAGAGCUCACUGGAUUUAGAAACUACUCCUUUAACAAGGAUGCUUUGGAGAGAUACUCAUUCACACAAAUUCACUGUCUUUACUGUCACGUGCACUUCUUAGAGAAAAUGAUUGACAUGUCAUUCCUGUGGCUCAGUGGUAAGAGCAUUGUGUUAGCAACACCAGCGUCAUGGGCUCGAUCUCAGGGAUGCACAUACUUAAAAAACUAAUGUAUAGGAUGAUGCAAUGUAAGUCACUUUGGAUAAAAGUGUCUGCUAAAUGCAUUAAUGUAAAUGUAAUUUAAUGUCAUAAAAGAGGAAAUGCUUGGCCAUUUAAAAAGGGAAAGUGCUUGGGUGUUUUUUACAAUAAAUUAUUUUUGUACUCUUUUUAUA
Molecule: messenger RNA, 1349 nt
Organism: Triplophysa dalaica
Lineage: Eukaryota; Metazoa; Chordata; Actinopteri; Cypriniformes; Nemacheilidae
Gene: ncoa7a
Product: nuclear receptor coactivator 7
Exons: 6
Coding region: 139-798 (219 amino acids)
Biological process (GO): response to oxidative stress; regulation of transcription by RNA polymerase II
Cellular component (GO): nucleus
Source: RefSeq, a predicted model, not a curated record